Messenger RNA from Schizosaccharomyces cryophilus OY26, 1221 nucleotides. Its product is annotated as rho family GTPase Rho3. The coding region runs from base 129 to 746 and encodes 205 amino acids. The record is from RefSeq and is a predicted model, not a curated record. Lineage: Eukaryota; Fungi; Ascomycota; Schizosaccharomycetes; Schizosaccharomycetales; Schizosaccharomycetaceae. Gene Ontology annotation, biological process: small GTPase-mediated signal transduction. The transcript is spliced from 3 exons. Gene Ontology annotation, molecular function: GTPase activity; GTP binding.
GGGUUCUUGCGUAGUAGUGUCUUCAGUUGUAUAAGUUUCAUCCUAAACCAAACUCUUUUGUUCAAUUAAUUAAAGCAUAAAAAGCUUUUUAAUCACGAAAAACCAAAGAAAGAAAGAAAACAACAAGCAUGUUCAGUUGCUUUGGACGCAAGAAGAGAUCGAUUUACCGAAAAAUUGUGAUUCUGGGUGAUGGUGCUGCUGGAAAAACUAGUCUUUUAAAUGUGUUUACGAAGGGCUACUUCCCUCAAGUAUAUGAACCUACUAUAUUUGAAAACUAUAUUCACGAUAUAUUUGUGGACGGAAAUAGCAUAGAACUUUCCUUAUGGGAUACAGCUGGUCAAGAAGAGUAUGAUCAAUUACGCUCGUUAUCAUACUCUGACACGCAUGUCAUUAUGAUUUGUUUUGCUGUUGACUCGCCGGACUCUUUGGAAAAUGUCAUCUCAAAAUGGUUGCCGGAAGUUGCUAGUAAUUGUCCGUCAGUAAAGCUUGUUUUAGUUGCUUUAAAAUGUGAUUUGCGCGGUGCAGAUGACGACCAACCAAACUCCACCAGAAUUAUAGGCUACGAAGAGGGUCUUGCAGCAGCAAAAAAGAUCAAUGCUGUUCGCUACCUCGAAUGUAGCGCAAAACUGAACAGAGGCGUCAACGAGGCAUUCACAGAAGCAGCACGGGUAGCUUUGGCUGCUCAACCACGAAGUGCAAAAGACAAUGCUGAUAAUUUUCAUAACACUGGUUGUAUUAUCUGCUAAGUUUGGUCACUGGAAGGCAUUUUUCUAAUGUACUAUAUUAUAAUUCGUCCCUCCCUUUACAUACUUGUUUUAAAUAACUGUAUAGAAUCCUUUUCGUUCCCUUUUACAGGCUAGAAUUUUUAGCUUCCCCCUGUUAGUUGCCAUAUUUCCCUUUCUUGUCAUCUCCAAAAAAAGUUUUUUUAUAGGACAUUCGACUUGCUGCUAUCCGCCUUUCACUCUUUUAUUAUUUUCAAUAUCUUAUAUUGACACAGUACAUGGCUUUUUUCUGCGUUUUGGCCAUUCUAUUGCAUUUUCCUUGACUGAAGUAGGCAUAUAUGCUCUGUCACCAAACCAACAAGCUAUAGUAUAUAGCGUUGCCUCGCUGUUAUCAUACUUCCGGGUUUUUAUGAACUUCACUCCUUUUUCUACGAUUCGUGUUUAUUUCUUUUUUUAUUGUCGAUAUGGGAUUUAUUUAAUUAAAGUUGUUAAUUUCUUC